Messenger RNA from Parnassius apollo (apollo), 855 nucleotides. NCBI's taxonomy places the organism in Eukaryota, Metazoa, Arthropoda, Insecta, Lepidoptera, Papilionidae. The record is from the annotation of a GenBank genome assembly.
AUGAGCUAUGAUCACAUGAUGCUGAAAACGUCUCACCCUGCUAAAUCACUUGUUCUUACUAACCCUACCACUGACCACUGUAAAGUCAUUCUUGAUGUGAUGUUUGAACCUCUGCGACGCAAUCUGGCACUAAAAACCAAAGAUUCAAUCAAUUUUGAUUCCACUUUGAAUGACAUUAAGGCGGACUUACCUGAUAUAUUAACAAUAACAGACCCUUCUGAAGCUGCCCAGAGCUGGAGCCGUCUCUAUCCGAGCACUGAGCAAAACCUGGCAGACCAAGUUCGGUACGUCCUGCGCUCCAACAUAUUUGGUGACGCCGAACUCAAACGACUACGACGUGAGGCUGUUCUCUCAUCGAAUGGAAACGGUACGGCUGGGAAUGCGGCGCAGCAAACUGCAUAUGUGGAUGCUGCCGUCAAUAUUCCAUUUGUGGUUAAUUCAGACGAUGAUGGAAUAUUCUCCCACGAACUAGAGAAAAUGAGGAGUAUAUUGGAAGAGUCAAUGCUGGAAACGCGCAGCAUGCUUCUCGAAAAUCGACAGCGACUUCCCCUCAUACCACUUAGCAAGCGAAAUCGGGCUGUCGUGCAGGCUCUUAACCCAAUGCUGGUGACCUAUUUGGAAGCCAACCGGGACCUUUGCGAGAUCGACUCAAUUCCUUUUGGCGCCGCACUGGCAGUAUGCCGUAUUAUUGACACCAAACUUCUCAUGGCUGGACGUGCUACUCAACAAAGUAGCGCCAUCCCAGCCUGGAGAAAAAGAAUCAAGGAUCGUAUCGCAAAGGCAAGGGCCCUUAUCGGCAGACUGACAAGCUUCAGGUCGGGUAAUAAUAAAACCGAGAGUUGUGCGCAUCGUUAG